Messenger RNA from Diprion similis, 1227 nucleotides. RefSeq lists its product as uncharacterized. The record is from RefSeq and is a predicted model, not a curated record. The coding region runs from base 1 to 1227 and encodes 408 amino acids. Lineage: Eukaryota; Metazoa; Arthropoda; Insecta; Hymenoptera; Diprionidae. The transcript is spliced from 4 exons.
AUGAAUCUCGGCUUUGUUAAAGCACAAUCAGACAAUCUCCCGAAAGUAACCGUACUAAUGGUUACCGACUUUUUCUCCCAAAGUGAAUAUUUCAAUGUUGCCGAAACCAGCGGUGUCAAAGCUCGAAGAGCUGAAAGAGAGGAUUAUGGUGAUGCUGCAGUUGGGUACGUAGAGCUUAGAAGAGAAGGCAGUUUCUGUGAUGUUCGUGGAAAAGUGUGUCCAGAGCACAGGGUGAAUAGCAAAGCAUAUAAUGUCUCAAUGAUGGUUGACGAAAAAAACGAAUCGAUUGAUCGGGUGACCUGUGAGGAUUGUGCGGCAUCAGCAGGUGGUUGUAAACACACUAUCGCUUUUUUAAUGUGGGUCCACCGGCGUAGCGAAGAGCCUGAGCCGACAGCUACUGUAUGCUACUGGAAGAAGCCCCGCUUAGCUCAAGUUGCAGCGAAUGUUCGAUCGUUGAAAGCCAAAGAUUUGCGGCCACGCAGAGCUGAUCCAGAUCUACCGGAUAAUACAGACUUUUUAAAAACUGUGCUAAAUGAACUGCAGAAAAGCUGUUCAGAUAACACCGAAGUACAAAGUUUUUUAAGCUUCGCAAGCAACACGAUGACUGUGGAUCAAUGCAUCCGAGCUAGAAGAGAAACCCAAACUCAAAGUGAAUCAAAAUUAUGGAAUGAGUUACGAUAUGGACGAAUCACGGCAUCUCGGAUAUAUGAAAUGGCUCAUUGCAAGACGAAAAACGGAUCCUUGGUAGAGCAGGUCAUCGGAAGUUCAAAAAUCAGGGAUACCGAAGCAAUGGAACGAGGACGAAGAUUAGAGAAUGAAGUUAUCAAAUUACUGAAAGAGAUGUUGAAAACAAACAUAGAAGAUUGUGGAUUGCUGGUCGGAGCGAGGUUCCCUGUUAUCGGUGCGUCACCUGAUGGAGUAGGAGAUGAUUUCGUAGUCGAGAUAAAGUGUCCAAUGACUCGUAAAGCGGAAUCUAGAUACAUCGCAGCGAAUCACCAAAUUGCAAAAAAGUUUUUGGCCCAAAUUCAGCUUCAGAUGUUUAUGAAACAGGUAAAAAAGGGUUUUUUCUGCAUAGCCAAUCAUGACUUCGAAACGAGUCAUAAAAUUAGAUUGAUCUGUGUAGACUAUGACGAAGACUUUGUACUUGAUCUCAUAGAAAAGGCCAUGGCUUUUUGGAAGGAGAAUAUAUACCCUCUUAUUCUCAGAGCUGCAAAAGAAAAGCAAUGA